UAGGCCGACUCAGACAGCGUGAUCUAUCGUCUGCACAUUUGAAUUGCCGCUACAAGAGGUUAACUGCUCCCGGUUAAAAAGGCCCUGGAGGGAAAUUUCCAAGGGAGUGGCCGCUGCACCUGUCCGACCUGUUCCGACGACACAUGACUCCGGAGGAAUUUGCCGCUGUUCCAGCGAAAUUUGUAUCCCCAAAAGGUUAUUUUUAGAUGAUCGACAUGGUUUUACAAAGAGGCAUGCCGAAAGCAGACGAACUGCAACUGGAGAAACCACUACUGCAUUCGGUAGCCUUUGCUUUGCUACUUCGUUUGCAAACUAAAACCGUGCUGAUAAUCUAAAGAAAGUUAAAAAAAAAAAAAGGUUUGACAAUCCGCAUGUUGCUGUUUUAAUUUGUAUCACGUGAAAUAGAAAUGUAUAGGCCCUAUUGAGAUCCGCGUUCCCGCGACGCCAUAUGUUAUUUGGGGAUACAUAUUUUUGCGGUGGGAUACUGAAUUCGGCGUUACACCGCUCCGUGCUGCUGCUCCAGUCCUUUGUUGAAUGGAGACCUCUGUGUCUCUUUGAAAGAGGUAGAGGAUUAGAAGUACGAGGACGAGAGAGGAGGGGGGGGGAAAAAGAGAGAGACGGAGAGAUGUCGGAACCAGCCACAAAUCCCGCAGCAACCUCUUUCCCGGCGCCAACUAUUUCUCUGCCUUUGGGACUGGAAAUAUUGAGGACCUAUUCUGGAGCCCUUAUUUGCUCAGAGAUAGUAUUUGGCGGUCUGGUAUGGAUCCUGGUGGCUUCUUCCAAUGUGCCAGUGCCGCUGUUGCAGGGCUGGGUGAUGUUUAUCUCCGUCACUGCCUUCUUCCUGUCAUCCACCUACCUUGCACUCUUCAUCACAGGCCUGGCUGACCGCAUUAACACUGACUGGAACUUUGUGGAUGUGGUGUACCAUUUCACAGCUUUGCUCUUCUACUUUGCCGCCUUUGUGUUGGAGGCAGCCACCACAGCAGCUAACGGAGGAGCCCACAUCAAGACAACUCAUAACAGCACUGAAACUGUAAUGUGUAUAACCUUCCCACGGGGCAACGUGUUCGCCAUCCUUGAUGCGAGGCAAUACAGUAUUAAUGUGGCAGCUACGGUAUUUGCCUUCGUGGUGACACUAUGCUACGGCUGCAGUAUGUUCAUGGGCUUCCGAAGGUGGAGGAAGUAACCCACAACACCGAUAGCUACAGAAACGAAUGGUACGAACUGCUCUACGACUUGUUCACGGUACAUCUGAAGUAUUUCAAAUUCAGCCACAGGGUCCUUUUUCCAAGAAAGCACCUCCACACAACUGUUUUGACGGGUUGCAGGACAGAUAAGGUUUUAUUACUUCCUAGAGGGGAACUUGGGUCAGCAAGCAGCCACAUGUCCUGUAGGAAAAACACAUCAUACAUAAAAUAUCACUCUCAAAAAUAAAUUCUGCAAAAAAGAAAAAAGAAAAAAAGUCAUGUGUUUUUCUGGACAACACCAAAACAGAGGGCUACACGUGUUCAUAGAACUGGAGUUACAUGCAGGGUAAUGACUAUUUUCUUCUCGGACUCCCAACUAUUGUUUUUUAAUGGCUCAUAGGGCUCCAUUAACCUCCGGUUAACCUACUCCAGUUGCGUCCUGAAUAAUCAAAAGUUCUAAGAAUUCGUACAUUGUUCGUAGGUUGUAUUUUUUUUCCAAGGACUUCAAUUUUAAGGUUCAGGAAUAACAGUUUCAAAUUGCAGUCAAAUUUGCAACCACAUAGAUAAACCGUCAUAACUGUUUUCCUUUGCUUUGCCGUUCCAUCCUCCGUCAGAAGCCCUGCUGUCCUGUGCGGUAGUGCUGCAUGCACUGGUGAGGCUUCGAUACUGGAGAACCAUUUUGAGGCAAGGCAAAAAAUGAGCCAUUUUUCAUUAUGACCACCCUUUCACACGAUGCAUUUAAUAACCAUACGGAUUGGGCUGCAUUUACCAGUGUUUAUAUAAGCAAUAUUACCCAUUUCCACUACUCCACAAAUGUGUCAAAGCACCAUUGCCUGUAGAAAGAGGGGAAUAAUUGUCCGAUGUGAUGGCACCGCUUGCUGGACAGACAUUGAAAAGCACAAAGACUAUGGUUUCACUGUACUCCUGUCAUCUUGGAGCCAAGUAGCUCUUGGUGGACUUACUCUACAUUUAAUAUGAACAUGUUUGUUCUUGUAUUUUUUUUUAAUGUCCUUUAUUUAAAUGGCAGUUAGAUGUGAUGUUUAAAUUCCAAAGUUGUCAUUUUGUUGUGAGCACUUUUUUUUAUCUUUCUAAUACCACCAAUAUAUGUUCUGUACUUCCAACACAAUUGUUCCAUAUGACUUUAUUCUGUAUUUUAAGUCACCUUUUAAAACCUUUAGUAAGCAGUACAGCGUAUGACAGGAUAUUUAGGGUGGAGGGAGAAAGACAGGGAAAGGUAUGCAUCAAUAUGGUCCUGAGCUGGACCCAAACCCAGGACGCCUUCAUAUGAACACGUCUGUAAUGAUAACAAAAUGAGGACUGUAAUUUGUCUUAACCUUCUGGGACUCACUGUGUUGUUCUAUGCGACUAGCACCACCCAUCUGGCACAUGUACUUGUAUAAACAAACAGCAAGUAACAAAC
This is a messenger RNA of Lampris incognitus (smalleye Pacific opah), 2607 nucleotides long. It is a transcript of the gene mal2, whose product is annotated as mal, T cell differentiation protein 2. Gene Ontology annotation, molecular function: structural constituent of myelin sheath. NCBI's taxonomy places the organism in Eukaryota, Metazoa, Chordata, Actinopteri, Lampriformes, Lampridae. Gene Ontology annotation, biological process: myelination. Gene Ontology annotation, cellular component: membrane. The transcript is spliced from 5 exons. The coding region runs from base 449 to 1186 and encodes 245 amino acids. The record is from RefSeq and is a predicted model, not a curated record.